Carica papaya (papaya) is the source of this 1407-nucleotide messenger RNA. The record is from RefSeq and is a predicted model, not a curated record. Lineage: Eukaryota; Viridiplantae; Streptophyta; Magnoliopsida; Brassicales; Caricaceae.
UUAAGGUUUGGUGGUGAUGCUCAUACAACUGGAGGAGUUGAAAUCUCUGCUGAGGGAACGUACGAUCGGGAUACUGGUGUCUUGUGCAUGAUAGGAUGUUGGCCUUUAGGAUCAAACAGCGAAAAAUCAUCGAAAAAUCACUCAAUGGACUGCGAUAUUGUGAUCAAUGCUGAAUUUUCUCCUCUAGAUUCACAAAGCAGUGAUCGUGUCAGUGGAACAAUUGGAAGCACACGAGAAAAGUCGGAUCCUCUCUACUUUGAACGGAUUGAUUUUUGGUCAAAUUCGAUUUCCUCCCGUCAAGCUAAAGAAUCAAUUUGGAGAAUGGAUUUGGAGAUUACCAUGGUUCUGAUUUCCAAUACUCUUGCCUGUCUCUUUGUGGGCCUGCAGCUCUAUCAUAUGAAGAAGCAUCCGGACAUGCUUCCAUUUGUGUCCAUUGUUAUGCUUAUUGUUCUUACUCUGGGACACAUGAUUCCGUUACUCUUGAACUUCGAGGCAUUCUUCUCGACUAACCACAACCAGCAGUAUAUGUUUGUUGAGAAUGGUGGGUGGCUUGAAGCAAAUGAAAUAAUUGUAAGAAUGGUAACAAUGGUAGCUUUCCUGUUGGAGUUCCGUCUUCUUCAACUGUCAUGGACUGCAAGACUUGAUUCUGAAAGCCAAUCAGAGCUAUGGGUUUCAGACAGAAAGGUCUUGUACAUGUCUUUACCACUGUAUAUUGCCGGUGGAUUAAUUGCUUGGUUAGUGAACUUUGUGAAGAAUUCUCAAAGGAGCCCAUUCAUAGGAGCACAUCAUAGGGGUUUCAUACGACCCUACCAACGGCAUGUUCGCCAGCAGCAUUCUCUUUGGGGAGACCUCAAAUCUUAUGGAGGUUUAAUCCUUGACGGUUUUUUGCUGCCACAGGUACUGUUCAACGCAGUGUUUAACUCGAGAGAAAGGCCUCUGGCUGCGUCCUUUUAUCUUGGAACAACCAUAGUUCGUCUUCUCCCCCAUGCAUAUGAUCUUUACAGGGCCCACAGCUCUUCAUGGUAUCUUGAUUGGUCAUACAUUUACGCAAAUCAUAAAAUGGACUUCUAUUCCACAGCAUGGGACAUCAUCAUCCCCUGCGGAGGCAUGCUGUUUGCUAUCCUAAUUUUCUUGCAGCAGCGGUUUGGUGGUUGGAGCAUUCUACCGAGGAAGCUCAGAGAGAAUUAUGUGUAUGAGAAAGUGCCUACGGUUAGCAAUGUGGAAUUGCAAGGUGAAUCUGCUCAAAAAAAUUUUGAUAGCUUGUGAUAUACACGUGAAACCCAUUGGAAUUUGUACAUUCAUUUUUUAAUUUAUUUGAUACCAGCCGUAUAUCAAUGUCAUGUGAAUUUUGGGUGGGAAAGAACUGUUGUCUCACAUAACAAUGAAGAAAGAGAGCUUUUUUGUCCA